Messenger RNA from Dermacentor andersoni, 3491 nucleotides. RefSeq lists its product as uncharacterized. NCBI's taxonomy places the organism in Eukaryota, Metazoa, Arthropoda, Arachnida, Ixodida, Ixodidae. The record is from RefSeq and is a predicted model, not a curated record.
ACAUCUCACUUGAUUCCGCGGAGCCGACCAGAUAUAAUUGACCGAACUGGCGGCUCCCACGACAAUUCUUACAGUGACGAGACGAAUACUGCCCAGGAACAUGCUGGCGGCUAUCUUCGUCGUGGCCCUUAUUGGGGGCUCGCGCGGUUUUGAGAACAAUGCCGACGUCGAAGAUGCCAACGCCUACGUCGACUCGGUCCUCGAGUUUGAGCUGCCGAGACGCAUGGCGACGCUGGACCCGGUCAAGGCGCGCGACUUCCAGCCGAUGAACGGAAAGAGCCUGCACGGCCCGUGGGUGCGGUUCGUGUCCUUCAGCGUCGCAGGCCUCCGAGACAUUCGGCGCGACGGUGACUGCCAGCUGACUCGCGCCGACGAGGAACGCCCGACAACGCUGGAAUGCACGCUCUCGACCGAGCUUCGUUACGACGUCGUAGUCAACAUGACCUACGGGAACACGACGAGGCCCCACGUGCGAAUCAACGGCACGUUCCACGGCGUUCGCGGCCCGCUUACUGUCACGUUCAAGAGGUCGCUUCCCGCGAAAGUCGAGUUCUCGCCUCGCUACGAGCUCAUGCUAGACAGCGUCGGGGCGGGACCGGCCCGCCCCCAUUGGUACGGCAGAGUGGAGCGCGAGUUUCACGUGGCAAUGAGUCACGUGUUCGACUUCGCCACGAGAAAAGUCUUCGCCAAGGAAAUGUUCAACGCGGCUAAGGACGUCCCGUUUCCCGAGUGAGUCGGCACGCGAGACCAUACAGCUCGAUACACGCACGAGCUCUCAAGCCUCGCGAGUGCAAAGCCGAAGAUGUCAGUUAAGGAAGCGGUUAUAUUUAACCAAACGUUUAUUUGUUAAUAAACAAAGCGCUGUGCUUCGGGAAAAGAAGGGCAACGUUCAUUGCAAAAAUAAAGCUUGGCCUGUGGCUAAAGGUACGCCCGACGUAUCCCUUAGACCUUUACUACAGUUUCGCGGAUCUAAGUUUCGCGGAUCUGUCAGUAUUUACCACGAAAGCAUUAUGUGUCAUGUUGACCGAAUAUCCGUCGUAGUCGGCGUGACCGAACAAUGGUACCAAAACCAGCCGACGGCACAAGUAGUAAAAAUACGUAAAGACGUGCUCGAAUUGACGUCAAAUUUAUCAGGGAGGUUCCUGUAAACAGAGUGAAUUAAUGGCUUUGAAAAGAAAAUUUUGUCAAUUUCGUUGUGGGUGGGCUCUACAAUGUGCGAGUCGAGCAUGCUUCCCCAACGCCACGGCGGCCCCACGGUUCUUGCUGGCUAAAGAUGUUCCUAGAGCGUGCGUCAUUGCUUACGUCACGUCGCAGCCAUCUGGCUGACUGAAGGCGUGGCCUAUAUACUGCGUGUGUCAUUGGGCACGUGACGACGCAGCCAAUGGGAAGGAGGUGGUGCCACGUCAUGAGCGCGUUCAUGGCGUUCCUAUAGUUCUACAAACGGUAUAAUCUUUUCGCAUUCCUACACGCAAGCAGUCUUAAGUGUCUCUCUGGAUUUUUUUUAUGGAAGUACGUCCAACGUAGUUCGUUGGUUCUUGGCAUGUUUAAGGUUGAGAUAAGCCUGCAGCAUAAACCAGAUGACCAGCUAAAUACACGUUUCCCGCACAUCAACGCUCCUUCUGUGUGAAUUAUGGUGCAGCGAGCCUGAUUGAGCGCAGACUACGCAGACCGGCGUGCUCAACACUGCUGCAACAUGUGCCGCAUCUGCUUCCACAGCAUUGAUGCGCGUUUUAAGAGAGAGAGAGAGAGAGAGAGAGAGAGGGAGAGAGAGAGAGAAAUACCGCAUUCCAUUUGGUACCUCUCGACGCGAUCCUAUGGCAACGUGAUGACCAAUGAUGCAAUUCGUUUAAGUGAUUCGCUUAAAUUGUUAACUUCAGAUAUUAAUUUAUAUGAUUGCUGGAAAUGCGCCCGUCUUGCAGGGUUCUGCAAUUACGAAGAUGGCAUCUGCAAUCCUCAAGUAAGCAUAAACGUUCGUUAACUGAAGCGGAGAAGCGCUGCUCUUGGAAAAGAUACCUCCUCUGACCGCUCUUCCAGUCGUCGUCAGAUUUCGUCCGCGAGCAGGCGCCAGUGACCGACAUCGUACUGUUUGCUUUACCACUUUACAAGCAACUGCUUGUUGGAGCUUAUUCGACAGAUUACUUAAAUCCUGCCGCUAUGUAGACCAGUAAUAAAACACGGGAAAAUGGCAGCACGAAUUCCGGCGUCGUGUGAGGCGUCACGGUUCUCCGUAUACGCUAAAUCAUUUUCGGUCGUGCUCGUACGCAGUUAUACUUUGAUGAUAUUUCGCCUACUUAAAGUACGCGAGGAAGAAUCUACGUACAGUAGCUAACCUUCAAUGGCACUCAGUGCAAGAGCGACUAAGCGCUCGCUUUUCUAACAAAACAGACCUUUAGACGUGCCCGCACGUGUUCAGUACGCUAUAGAUAAACUAUUAGAAUGAGACGUACUCGUACAACAUCAGGAACAAAGGCACGAUGCAGUAUCGAAUCGAGGACUCUAACGUAACAACCAGGGAUUCUAGCGCACCGCCACCACUGGAGCUUGUCUAGCUACAUCCCCGGUUGCAAUAAUGACUUCUGCCUCAACACUGCUUAAGUUUCUGUCAUAUUAUUUUUGUUGAUUUUGGCCUUUUGGAGUCCGAUUCUUGCUCACUUUAAGCGCAUUUUACUCUAACCAUUUACCUAUAACGUAUUUAAGACCUAGAGAUACUUCUAAACGCUUCUUUCGUUAGAAUAGCGAGCCCCUAUCUCCUCUGGCACUGAUUACCAUCUUUCGUGGUGAUUACCGAUGACAGAUUACCGUUUUCGGGGUGAAGAUGAAUUUCAUAAGUUCAGUUAUGCCGUCCAACAUUAUGUACAAUUAAUGCAUCGACGACUUUCAAAUUGUAUGCCAUGCCUCGCGUGUGUGCACAUGCGAAAUGCAAAUACGGAUAGCAAAUAACAGAUUAAUACAAUGGGUCGAUAAAUAUUGUCACGUGGUGGUGACGUUAAGAACACAGUGGCAAUACUGCGAAAGGCAAAACUAGAUUUUAUUGGGCGAACCUGUGCCCACAAAACAGGCUACACUUAUAGCACAACGAAAGCGGCGAACACAGUCGGCGAUCGUCGAAAAUCUGAUCAGCGAGGCAAGCGCGUCGGCUUUUAUACAGCAGUCGUCGAAUGUUCCAGACUAAUCGUUCGGACCCGCGCGCCUUCCACAGUGUUCUACACCAUUCGCGUCACGCGAUGAAAUCAGAUAACACAACGUUCGGCGACAACAGACAGCCGGGUAGAAGCAUCGAUAACUUUCCAGAAACUUCGGAUACAUGCAGGCGCGUCCCGCGCUGUGCGAUUACAUUUGUUAGGUGGAGAAACGUGGUCGCCCGAUAAAGAUAAGUACACGUGUCAAUAUGACUUACGUUGUUUUUCCUACACCAAAAACUGCCCCGCUCUUGUUUUCACACACACACGCACACGCACGCACGCACGCACGCACGCUCACACACACACACA